GGAGCAUCGUUGUAACCUGGAAGUGUAUUGAACACAGGCUUUCAUUUGCAUCACGCUUCCAACAUGGCGGUGAAUCUCACAGAGCUGUCUCUGCCCCAGUUAGAGGGACUGAAAACUCAGCUUGAUCAAGAAAUUGAGUUCUUGACGUCUUCAAUAGGGCAGCUCAAAGUUGUCCAGACCAAGUAUGUUGAAGCAAAAGAUAGUUUGAACGUUUUGAACAAAAAUAAUGAAGGAAAGGAAUUGCUUGUGCCUCUCACCAGCUCUAUGUAUGUCCCCGGAACAUUAAAUGAUGUGGAACAUGUUUUAGUGGAUGUGGGCACAGGAUACUACGUUGAAAAGAAUGUCGAAGACUCAAAGGCAUUCUUCAAACGCAAAAUAGACUUCCUCACAAAGCAGAUAGAGAAAAUUCAGCCAGCCCUACAGGAAAAACAUGCUAUGAAACAAGCUGUAAUUGAAGUAAUGAACAUCAAGAUCCAGCAGCUACAGCAGAGCCAGCAAGCAUCACAGACGGCAGGGACCACCAAGGCUUAAAGACACCACCUGUUUCAGCUCUUCAUGACAUGAGGACUUUGACGAAUUCAUGUGCAAAUCACAUACAUCUGCUGUUUGUAGGACAAAGUUACCAGUAAUAUGGAGUAAUGUUAAAUACACAGGAAUAAAGGAAAUGACUUUA
Messenger RNA from Myripristis murdjan (pinecone soldierfish), 673 nucleotides. RefSeq names its product prefoldin 5 (gene pfdn5). The record is from RefSeq and is a predicted model, not a curated record. The coding region runs from base 64 to 531 and encodes 155 amino acids. Gene Ontology annotation, biological process: protein folding; RNA polymerase I assembly; RNA polymerase III assembly. The transcript is spliced from 6 exons. Gene Ontology annotation, cellular component: prefoldin complex; cytoplasm. NCBI's taxonomy places the organism in Eukaryota, Metazoa, Chordata, Actinopteri, Holocentriformes, Holocentridae.